Molecule: messenger RNA, 1029 nt
Organism: Pestalotiopsis fici W106-1
Lineage: Eukaryota; Fungi; Ascomycota; Sordariomycetes; Amphisphaeriales; Sporocadaceae
Exons: 1
Coding region: 1-1029 (342 amino acids)
Source: RefSeq, a predicted model, not a curated record
AUGUUCUAUCGUGCUAGUCACAAGCCGGGCGCUAAAUUCGUCUAUGGAAUCUUUGGUGUCCAGUACCCAGGCAAUGAACCCACCUCGAGCCAACUGGACCUAAUCAAACGGUUCGAUGAGCUCAUCGAUGGCAAGGCUCACCUCGAUCGCAUCGUCUACCCGACCAAGAACAAGGAUUUCGGUACCCGCAUCUGGCUGUCCUACUGGCGGCCCGAAACCUACGCCGCGUGGUGGGCCAGCGAUCCCGUCAAACAGUUUUGGGCGUCACUACCAGAAGACGCCGGGAUAUGGCGCGAGAUUUUGACCGUUGAUGUGGGCAGAACGCAAAAUGCAGUCACUGCAGAGCUCAAGAAUGGUGUCAAUGGUCUCGAUGGGAUGGAGGGAUUUACCGAAAAGAUUGGCUACUGGGGAUGUCUACGCGAUCGGCUCGCCCAGUCCUCCCCCGAAGAAAAGUUUCCCUCUUCAUUGACACAGAUGCCCCAGCGGGUACCAGAGACUGAUUCUAUACGCCGUGGUCGCACAACCAUUACACGACUUCCGGACAAUAUCAUGUUUCUCGUAGAAGGCCAAGACCACUCGGCCAUGACGCCCGAGGAAAAGACGUACUGGUUUGAAGAGUUUGACGAGCUAGUCACGGGCUGGAUGCACCAUUUGGGGGACAAUGCAGCCGAUAAUGGAUUGCUGGAUGUGCGCAUGGGUUAUGUGCCCGAGUUUGGCCGUUUCCGUGACCUGGGACCCGUCAAUCUUGAUCACAACCGAAAGAUUGAACUCUUUUUCUGGAUGGACAUGAGCAAGUUUGAGCGCGUCGGUCGCGUGCACAGAGGACACGUCAAGUUGAGAAAGAAGUUUAUGGAAGCUUAUUGUCCCGUGGGGAAAAUGGGCAAUGGAGUGGGUAAAAUCACAUUAUGGGAAGAGACGUCGAUUAUGAAGGGUAAUGAGAUUGAAGCAGAGUAUGUUGGAUGCCGGGAGGGGACCGGAUUCAUGGCAUACGAUGCAACUGAUGCGGUGGAUAGCAUGACUGUAGUUUAG